UUCCCGGGCGGGAACAGUAAAAUGGCGCUAGAACUGGUGGCGGGCUGAGGAAACCGCACUCCUCUGAAGCCGGCCCCGCGGCCCCCUGCCGUGCGGCCCCUCGCGGACAUGGAGGACGUGGAGGCGCGCUUCGCCCACCUCUUGCAGCCCAUCCGCGACCUCACCAAGAACUGGGAGGUGGACGUGGCGGCCCAGCUGGGCGAGUACCUGNUGCAGCUGGACCAGAUCUGCAUUUCUUUCGACGAAGGCAAAACCACAAUGAACUUCAUUGAGGCAGCGUUGUUGAUCCAGGGCUCGGCCUGCGUCUACAGUAAGAAGGUGGAAUACCUGUACUCGCUGGUGUACCAGGCUCUCGAUUUCAUCUCUGGCAAGAGGCGGGCCAAGCAGCUCUCUUCAGUGCAGGAAGACAGGGCCAACGGGAAUGCCAGCUCCAGGGCCCCCCAGGAGGCUGAAGAUGAGUUCCUGUCGCUGGAUGACUUCCCCGACUCCAGGGCUAACGUGAACCUGAAGAACGACCAGGCGCCCGGUGAGGUCCUCAUCCCUCCCCUGCCCAUGGCCCUGGUAGCCCCCGAUGAGGUAGACAAGAACAGCAAUCCCCUGUACAGCCGUCAGGGUGAGGUUCUGGCCAGCCGGAAGGAUUUCAGGAUGAACACGUGCACCCCCCACCCUAGAGGGGCCUUCAUGUUGGAGCCCACAGGCAUAUCCCCCAUGGAGCCAGCGGGCAUGUCCCCUGUGCCCAGGACUCAGAAGGAUGCUGGAAGGGCUGAGGAGCAGCCAAUGGAGGUCUCUGUGUGUUGGAGCCCCACUCCUGGGCUCAACUUCUGCCAGGAGCCAGGCCCCUCCCCAGAAGGCCCAAUUGGCGGAGCUGAGGACGAGGACGCAGAUGAGGCAGUAGAGCGCCUGGAAGCCACGGCCCCCAAGGCCCCUCUGGAACCCGAGCAGCCCCAGAGCCUGCAGCAGUAUGCCGCCUUGCCCAGAAGGUACACACUGCGGGAGCGAGGGGGUGCCCCGGAGUCUGCGUCCCACCUAAAGGAAACCCCAGACCCCUGGCAGAGCUUGGACCCCUUCGGCUCCCUGGAUUCUAAGCCUUUCAAGAAAGGUCGGCCGUACUCCAUGCCCCCCUGUGUGGAGGAGGCUCCAGGGCAGAAGCGCAAGAGAAAGGGUGCCACCAAGUUGCAGGACUUCCACCAGUGGUACCUAGCUGCCUAUGCCGACCAUGCUGACAGCAGGAGGUCCCGGCGGAAGGGCCCGUCCUUUGCAGACAUGGAAGUCCUGUACUGGACACAUGUGAAGGAGCAGCUGGAAACCCUCCGGAAGAUGCAGAGGAGAGAGAUGGCUAAGCGGUGGCUGCCGAAGUCUGAGGAGGGACUGUGGCCUACAGAAGAGGACCGCCUGGAUGAUCCCCUGGAGGACCUGGGGGCAGCUGCAGAUGACUUUUUAGAGCCCGAGGAGUACAUGGAGCCUGAGGGGGCAAACUCCAGGGAAGCUGCUGACCUGGAGGCCAUGCCAGUGUCCCUGAGCUAUGAGGAGCUGGUUCGAAGGAACGUGGAGCUCUUCAUCGCCAACUCCCAGAAGUUUGUCCAGGAGACAGAGCUGAGCCAGCGCAUCAGGGACUGGGAGGAUACCAUCCAGCCCCUGAUCCAGGAGCAGGAGCAGCACGUAUCCUUUGACAUCCACACCUAUGGGGACCAGCUGGUUUCACAGUUCCCCCAGCUCAACCAGUGGUGUCCCUUUGCGGAGCUGGUGGCUGGCCAGCCUGCUUUCGAGGUGUGCCGUUCCAUGCUGGCCUCCCUGCAGCUGGCCAAUGAUUACACAGUGGAGAUUGCCCAGCAGCCGGGGCUGGAGACAGCUGUGGACACCAUGUCCCUGAGACUGCUGACACACCAGCGAGCCCACAAGCGCUUCCAGACCUAUGCUUCCCCAUCCACGGCCCAGCCCUGAGUGGGGAGUGCUGAGACAAGCACGAGGCGUCGUGGGCCCGCAGCCCUGUCCUGCAUGUGUGCUUGGGCACCAAGUACUGCUCAUCCCAGUGUUGCUUCCUGCUGGCCCAUCCUAAUAAAGUGGUAUUGCCAUCCAUUCUACCCGCAAA
This is a messenger RNA of Carlito syrichta (Philippine tarsier), 2089 nucleotides long. It is a transcript of the gene NCAPH2, whose product is annotated as non-SMC condensin II complex subunit H2. Gene Ontology annotation, molecular function: chromatin binding. The record is from RefSeq and is a predicted model, not a curated record. The transcript has 20 exons. Gene Ontology annotation, biological process: meiotic chromosome condensation; mitotic sister chromatid separation. Bases 109 to 1941 code for a protein of 610 amino acids. Gene Ontology annotation, cellular component: condensin complex; nucleus. Lineage: Eukaryota; Metazoa; Chordata; Mammalia; Primates; Tarsiidae.